Messenger RNA from Porites evermanni, 3389 nucleotides. The record is from the annotation of a GenBank genome assembly. NCBI's taxonomy places the organism in Eukaryota, Metazoa, Cnidaria, Anthozoa, Scleractinia, Poritidae.
AUGCGCACAGUCUUGUUAACGUUAGUAGCCUUGUUACUGGUCUCCGGUCUCAAAUCCGAAGGAGAGGCGGAAUGGAAGAAGAGACAUGAAUGGGCUAGACAAUUCUGGGGCACUUUCAAGAUAACGCCGUCAAAACCCGUAGGACCCGACGGUUGGAAAAUGACUGUGACAUUUCCCGAACCUGGAAUCAGAAGGAUAGAGGUGUGGCAGGCGAAAAUCGUGUCUGUGAACGACGAUAAAACAGAGUUCGUGCUCGAAAAUCAGCAUUGGAAUGCUGAAUUAGAAGAGGAGAAAACGCUAGAAUUCCCCUUCACCGUAACCAAGAAGAACAGAAAGCGUUUGAAGGGCAUGACGGUGUCUUUCGAGCGUAUCGGCGAGGAAAGUGGUAGUGGAAUGUCUGUGGAAUGAAGGCUGAAUUUAUGGUUACUGUACUAUGCUUAGUAAGAAAAGUUGAAAGAAUAAAAAACGAAAUAGUUAAAAAACAAUUACAAGGGAUUGAAGUCACUUCCAUUUUUCAAAAAGUUUGAUAAAUAUAAAGGACCUUCUCCACCGUAUUCUACCGUAAACUUCCGGUUUCCCAAACUAAAUGGUAAUUAGUAUAAAGCGUACCUUUUGGGGCUGUAAAACGGAGUUGAGACAGUUCUAAACACAACAGCGUUCUAAGACGAUUCUCAGUUAACCCAACGCUAAUUUCUAAUUUCUGUUUAUCGUGAACAGGUCCCGAUGGUUUCUAAAACUGAGGCCCAAAUAAGACUUAGUUUAGAUUGCGGACCCUAUACGUAGCAAGGAUAUCUGGCACAGUCUGCAAAGUAAGAGACCAGGGGUUACCAUACUAUACCUUUUUAGUUUCGCAAAUGCUUCUUUGACCUCACUCCAUGUAACGGAAUCAAGACAGUCUUGGAUUCUGGAUUCCACGUCGUGGAUUCUGCAAUCCCGGUGCUGGAUUCCAGUCUUUGUCAGUGGAACUUGGAUUCCGGAUUCCAGUCAUUAGAGGGAAUCCGGAAUCGUCAAGCUGUAUUUCGGAUUCCAAUACCCUGGAUUCCGGAUUCCAUAAGCAACAUUUUCCCGGAUGCCGGAUUGCAUAAGCAGAAAUCUCCCCAAUCUUGGAAUCCGGAUUCCCUUAUGGUGGGGCGAUUAACCGAAUUUCAGGUACUUUGGUUUAAUUAUGAACGAACAGAAAAAUCUGUCCUGAUUUGACAGAAUCGGAUUUGUGAAUUUCGGGCCUGAUACUCGUUAGCCUGAAAUUCAUCCGAUUCGUUUUCUCCUGAGGGAGUAAUAACGACUCGAAGUAAUCGGAUGAAAUUCAGGCUAGAUACUCGUUAACUAAAUACCGAUAAAAACUAUACAAAAAAAUUGUAUUAACAAAAAUGAUACAACUGAACUUUGGAAGAAUACAAUUUAUUCGGAGUGAAAGACUUUCGCAGUUGCUGAAUAAACUCUGUCAAUAGGCGAGCAGUCAGCUUACGUUAAAUUUCAUAAAAACAUAACAAUAACAUUUUCAAUACCUGUCACUUGUUAAAUGGUUUCUCUUUAAUUUCCUAUUUUGGUCACUAUUUUCAGUCUAUGAGCCAACCCGGCUGAAAGCAACUCAGUUUACAUUGUCUAAAAACAGUCUUUAACUAUUCAGCAAAUCAACAAAUAGAUUCAGACAUAACUUCUGUUGAUGUGAAUGACAAACUGAUUUGCAACUUGAAAUAAUGCUUUGCCGGCAUAUGCACCUCCUGAUACUGGUCGUUACUAGAUAUUAUAGGGUUGAAAACCUCCCGGAAAACCUUUUUUUGUAUCAAAGUUUUCAAUAUACUGUGAAUUGUUGAACUUGAAAAAAGACAAUAAUAUUUUAUCAGCUGAGGCGCCUUUGUAAAGGACACAAGAAAACAAUUUGAGCUUUUGCAUUUCUCUUGUGUCUACCUUGAACGGUGUGUUUGGCCAGUUCGCUUACAUCGCACAUAAGAAUCAGAAAGCUUUGUUUAAGCAGCGUAAUAUGUUUUUAAAACCAACAAUGUUAAAUUACGAUCAUGUAUAAGACAUCUCUUGUUGGCUUUCUCCACGUCUGAAUAUCAGCGAUCGGCAGCUAGACAACAGCAUAAAAUCUCUUUAAAAGAUCCGAAUUAACAAGAGGUGAGUUUUCCAUGCGGUAUUUUCCUAAGUUGCCACCCACAUUGAAACACCUAAACGUAUCAAGCCAUUUCGGCCGGCCAGUGUACGAUGUAUUCAUUAAACCCACUAGAUUGUUUGCCAGCUAAACGCAAUCUUGCUUCGGUAUAAGGUUCUCUGAGCUUUUACUGGCUCUUCCUUUCUUCAUUUCCUUAUACAAAACGUUAAGAGGUAACAACUGAGGCAGCUACCUUUUUUAUGCAAAGACACCAAACUCAAAAUUUUUCACCAGUCAGUACGUUUUAAUAUGUUAAAAGUUAGAUUAAGCUUUUAUAGUAAGCAUCGUCACAAGUUUUUGUUUUUUUACGAAUGACCGCAAAAUACGAAAUGUUAUCAAUCGAAAUAAAACUCGUCUUAUGCCAUUUUUGAGUGAUCUUAAUUUGUUCGUUUUUGGGGACGUGUGAAAGUUUGUAAAGUGUGUUUUAAAAUCAUACAAUAGAGAGUUCGUUAAGUUGUUUGCCCAAUCGGUCGAGAUAACGUAGCAUCUAAUGCCUAUUAAUAUGAUGUCACAUAUAAUUGACAAAAAGUUUCUUUUUCCUCAAUUCAUCCUUCACCCAGGCUAAAACUAUGUUACUUAUAGUAAAAACCGUAUGUAAGUGACGAUAGAAAAAAAAAUAAAAAUAAACAAAAACAAAAAAAUCACGACCUCCGCUGAACCAAAAACUAACAACCUAGUAACAAUGGUUUGACUCCAAGACUCAUCUACUGAAGUCGUCGGAAAAGGAGAAAUCUGAAAAAAAUUUCGCGUAUACUAAUAUUUCACUUCAAUAAUCAUGUCUUAAUUUCAUUUGUUAAUCUGAGGUUAUGUUGUGAUACCAUUUUAGGAGAGCAUGAGGUGUACAUUCGUUGUCCUAGCUAUCUCCAUUCUACUUCUUUACUCCCAGCGAGCAUUCUCCGAAGAAGUCAAGGUGAAGAUCUUUAAUCAGUGGCCCCAAGGAUUCUACGGACAGAUAUCGAUUGAUCUCGAGGACGAAGUCGAAGAUGGUUGGCAAAUCACCUUGAAGUUCUCGAAGCCAAUUAAAGAAUUGCUAGCUUGGAAUGCUAAUGUAGAUGCCUCUUCAGACGACAAGAUGGUGUAUAUCCUCAAGAACAGGUUCUGGAACAAAAAGCUUAAGGCCAAACGUUUGAAGUUUCGAUUCCUAGGGUACAAAGCAAAGGUUAAUGAACGCGCGCCAAAAAUAUCUGGCGAGUUCACUCGUCUCGGAGAGGAAUCUGGAAGCGGUUUCUCAAAAUGA